Messenger RNA from Trichoderma harzianum CBS 226.95, 882 nucleotides. RefSeq lists its product as hypothetical. Lineage: Eukaryota; Fungi; Ascomycota; Sordariomycetes; Hypocreales; Hypocreaceae. The coding region runs from base 1 to 882 and encodes 293 amino acids. The transcript has 2 exons. The record is from RefSeq and is a predicted model, not a curated record.
AUGGCUCGGUGCUCUUUGCUCUUUACAGCGAUCUGGCUCGCGACACUCUCGAGUGCAUCAACAUCAUCCACACCAUCGAAAACUCCGACAAAGACCCCCAAGCCAUCGGCAUCUUCGAAAUGCUUCUACCCUAACGGCAAGCCCGAGCAAAACUUUUCAUACAAUUACCAACCUUGCGGUGGUAAGAACACUACUUGGAGCCAGUGCUGCAUUCCAGGGCAGGAUGUAUGCACUCCCGAUGGCCUGUGUACGCAUCUGACGAAUGCUGUCGGUGCGUAUGAUUAUAGGGGAGGAUGUACGAAUGCAGAUUGGUCGGGGUGUCCGCAGAUUUGCCUUGAUGUCUUGUCCAAUUCAUGGCUUCAGGUGAAGCAGUGCGCUUCAGGACAGUAUUGCUGCAAUCCGGACUUUGAUAAUGGAGAUUGCUGUAGGGACGGAAGUCGACGCUUUAGCUUGCUCGAUCGAAAUCCUGAUGCCAAGGGCGACGAUACUCCAGGGAAGACAAAUGGAACGAAUACUUCUAGUACGGCUAACACGAGUGCUACGACGCAAACGGACGAUAGUGCGGCUAAGCAAACGAGCGAUGAAGCGGCUCAGAAAACGGACGAUGGAGCGGACAAAAGUAAUAAAUCGGUCACGAUUGGGGCAGCGGUAGGGGGUUCUUUGGGUGGGAUUGCAUUGAUUGGCGGUAUCGUUGGAGUAUGGCUGUUGUUAAGGAAGAAGAAGCAGCAGAAGAUGGCACGGGUCGAGAAGGACGGACGAGAGGUGAAUUCGGGAACAGUGGAAUCAAUGGGGAUGAAGCAGACGUACACGCCGCUGGCUGAAGUAGAAGGACAGCCGGCGGUGGUGGAGGUAGAUUCAAGGGGGGUACAUGAGUUGGGAUAG